AGUGCGCUGUCGGACUUUCGGAGAGUUCAGUGUUGUGCGCUCUCCCGUGCGUCACACGCUCCACAGCUCCUCCACUGGAACAGCGCACGAGCCGCCGCCUGGCACCGUACAUGCGAGCACCUCCUGGACUCCUGCUCCUCAUCCGACACCUCCUUUCUCCUCCUCCUCUCGCUUCCACUGGUGGCUGCUGCUGCUGCUGCGUCCGCGGAGCGACAUGGACGUCAUCCCAAUGUGCAGCAUCUUCCAGGAGCUCCAAAUCGUGCACGACACCGGAUACUUUUCGGCAUUGCCAUCCCUGGAGGAGUACUGGCAGCAGACCUGCCUCGAGCUGGAGAGGUACCUCCAGAGCGAGCCCUACGUCUCGGCCACCGAGCUCAAGUUCGACAGCCAGGAGGACCUGUGGAGCAAGCUGAUGCUCGCCUGCGGGGACAAGUCGAAGGACCCCGACCCAAAGAUCCCCUCCAUCAAGGAGGAGGAGGACAAUCAGGACAGCCAGCACGCGGACGCCGGCGGCUUCCACUCGGACGCCAGCAGCGAGGCCUCGGACAGCUCCGAGGAGCUCUCCCCCACCCUCGACUUCUCCUCCGGAAACUCUUUUACUGACAUUCUGGGCGAUGGCGGCGAGGACUUGGGCUCGGCCAUCAUCAGCACGCCGCCGUCCUCACCUGAGCUGGGCAAGGACGGCUCUGCAGCCCAGGUGUGGAGCGGGACACAGACGGCGCUGCACUCGCCUGGGAAAAUAAGGACAGGGGGCACGGAGAGGGCCGUGGACAGGUCGGGGGUCACCAGCGGGGAGGCGUCGCCCGACGGGAGGAGGCGGGUGCACCGGUGCAACUUCAACGGCUGCAGGAAGGUGUACACCAAGAGCUCACACCUCAAAGCACACCAGCGCACACACACAGGUGAGAAGCCCUACAGGUGUUCAUGGGAGGGCUGCGAGUGGCGCUUUGCACGAAGCGACGAGCUCACCAGACACUUCAGGAAGCACACCGGAGCCAAGCCAUUCAAAUGCAGCCACUGUGACAGGUGUUUCUCCCGCUCCGACCACCUGGCGCUGCACAUGAAGAGGCACAUCUAAGAUGGCCUCCGUGUGGACGGCUCUGAGGGAUGAUUCUGGUUGGUUGUCCCGACCUGUUGGGGGAUCAGCGAGGCCGGUGUGUCCUGGGAGCGCCAGCAGGAGCACCGCCGGGUUCCAGGCGCUGGGAAAAAAACAUGAAGCAACGCAGGCUAUUAUUUGCACCAUACUUAGUGCCUCCAAGCCCUCGAUGUGGAGACAGCUCUUCAGAGGCUUUUUGCAGAGGAGGAGGGGGGGGGGGAUUUAAAAAAAAAGAACUGGGAGAAAUCUGGGCUGGAGCAGAUGGGAGGAGCCUCUUCUGUAUGGUGUACGACGCUUUUUUCCUGGAGGAUUAUGGGACUCCUUUGGGGGGGGGGGGGUCGCCGUGCCUCCGAUGACAGUGUGUUUGCCUGUACGCAUGGGGACUGAGUGCCUGUGACUGGGAGCCUGUGACUGGCUUUAAUGGAGCAGAUGGAGCUUGCAUUGUGGAUCGCGAAUGAAUGAGUGAAUGACCAGGAGGGGGCGAUGUUGUGCUGUUUUUUUUGCGGGGGUUGGGGGGGGGAGAUAUCUUGUUGUCUCUCUGAAUGCAAGCGGAAAAAAAAAAUACGGUUCUGUCUGUGUCCUUUGAGUCUCUGGGCUGUGGAGUGGAGCAGGAGGGCGCCCCCUGUGUGCCCGGAGGUGGAACUACAGCUCCCUAUUCAAAAGUGGGAGGUUGUUUUGUUUAGUGCAGCUAUUAAAUGUGCAAUGUAUUAAGUAGCCUGUCUCAAACCAUACACGCUAUGAAGCUCAUUUUGUUGUCCAUUGUGUGAGCUCUGUAUCUUAAAAACAAAAAAAACACACAAAAAAAAUCUACGGUUGUGCACAAACAGUUGUCACCAUUAUAACAGACAAUGCAUGGGAUCGGGGGGGGGGGUUUCUCACCCGUUUGCUUAUGGGACAACUGAAUUCCAUUCGAGAGCAGCUACCUUCAUAUUAUGCUAUCGUAGUAUUUGUACAAAACACAUAAGGCAGUCGUUUUAUUUUUUAAUUGUAUUGAUAAGUUGGGGAUACCACUAUUGCUUGGCAAAUGUCUUGACCAUGGGGGGGGGGGGGGGGUGUUCCUUUCUCUUCACGUUAGCGCUUCUCUCUUUUUCUUUUCUAUCUGUAAAUGCACUGUUGACCUUACUGAUGCCUUAUGUAAGUGGCCUUGUCCUGUUUAAUAGAUCACUCUCUCUCACACACACACAAACAGACACACACACACACAGCUAACGGGGACUGCUAAUGGGGGAUUGUGGUAGAAUAGCUUUAUAACGGCUCUGAUCCAUACAGUCACACCUUUGCCCCUCUUGUCCCCAGACAGACUCGGAUAAUAAAACAUAAAAAAACUACACAUCAGCUUCACGGUGACUGACAUCUUUACAUUUCUGUGUCGAUCACACAUCAGAGCUGCAGCUCGAGGCCCGGGGCCGGGUCGUGGCGCCGCUCGGUGCCGUGAUGGUUUACUACCAUGUAGUAUCAGCGGACUGUAACUCGCUGACAAAGGUACAAAGGAGUCUUGGAAAGAUGUUCUCAUGAAGCGCGGCACACUCGUCCCAGCGAGGAUGUGACAAAUGGAGAUUUACUCAGAGAGAACCAACACACUGGGGCCACUUGUCUCCGUGGAUGUGUCGGAAUCCCCCCCGAGGUUCAAAGCAAACGUCCUUCAGAGCCAUGACCACAUUCUCAAUCAUGAGUCUGUUUAGAUGUUGUGUGUUUUGCCCUCAGGCGGAGUCCUUGUCUUUACUCAGUCGUGGUUUAAACAACCCAUGAUCUGACUGAACGGUACCUAAACCAGUCCAACCAGUUCAGCUGAAACCUGCUUUGCAGAUCUUGGGGGGGUUUCUGUGUUUCUCUGCAGCUGACCUGAGACCAGACUUUAGGACCAGAUGCAUGUCUGUACCAACUUCACUAUUUUGCAUGUUUUAACUUGAGUUACUCGACUUCACCACGCUCCUCCGUGGGUUGAUAGAAUUCUCCGAUCUUUCUGAUUUAUUGGAAUCUCUUCCGCUCACAUUUGGACAAAACAUAAUCACCAUUUCACCCCAUUUCUAGAAAAAUCGGUUUGGAGCCACAGUGUCAAUGUUUUUGUCAAUAACUAAAACGUGUGUACUCUAAGGGUACGGCUGAUCUGCGUGUUCACACAACUCAACGUCUGUCACUCAGUAGUCACCAUCACAGGUAGCCUUGUUCCAACUCUGCAGCUGUACAGGUGAACCUUAAAGAACAAGAGAAAUCCAUGUUUCUUUUUACACUGAGAAAUGUCAGAAAUGCAAAGAUUAUGUACAAUGUAAACUAAGAGAAUUUUCUAUGGAAGCUUCUAUUUUGAAAGGGUAUGGGACCAAAACAAACAAAAACAAAAAAAAAUGGUGUGUUGUUUCUAAACAUGAACCAAUAAAGACAAGAGGCAGAGGAAUUACUGUAAAAUAGACUCGAUCCAUUCUCCUUCAUUCGCUUCAUCUUUGGUUUCGGUUGAUUCGAAAUGUGCUUUUAUUUUUAAAAGGCAUCAAUAGCGCCUAAACCGGUGGCCUGUCUUCAUUCAAGGAAAAAAAAUAAUAUCAGACGUGAAUUGUUCUGGACACUUGAAUUGUUCUAAUUUUGCAUUCUGGUGCCUGCUGAGAAUUACCUUUGUUUUUCCUUUUUGUUAAAAAAUUUGCCAUGUGAUUUUGUUUCUGAAUUUUUCAUGGACGCCCGAUGUUUAGCCGGAGAAUCUUUAUUGAACGAACGUGGAGAUAAAAUGUGAGGCUCUAUUUUUGUUUGUUUUAUGUUAUAACAAGAUUUUUUCAUUUUGAAAUUGUUUUGUAAAAUAGUUUCUGUAUGAAUGUAUUUUUUAUUGGAAAAUUGAUAAAAAGACUUUAUUGGA
This is a messenger RNA of Platichthys flesus (European flounder), 3935 nucleotides long. RefSeq names its product Krueppel-like factor 6. The transcript has 4 exons. Gene Ontology annotation, molecular function: RNA polymerase II cis-regulatory region sequence-specific DNA binding; DNA-binding transcription factor activity, RNA polymerase II-specific. Gene Ontology annotation, biological process: regulation of transcription by RNA polymerase II. The record is from RefSeq and is a predicted model, not a curated record. The coding region runs from base 215 to 1078 and encodes 287 amino acids. Lineage: Eukaryota; Metazoa; Chordata; Actinopteri; Pleuronectiformes; Pleuronectidae.